AUGGGCAAUUGCGUGGGUUUCUCAGCAAGAAUUGAUGCCACCCUCAGCACCUCAUCUGAAGCUUCAAAGUUGCCCAGAAGUUCGUUAGCUCCGUCCACCAUAAACAUUCCUUCUUACAGUAGCAAAAGCAGUGUUCACAGCCUCCCUACUCCAAGAUCUGAAGCUGAAAUUCUCUCAUCCCCAAAUGUUAAGCCCUUCUCAUUUAAUGAGUUAAGGAACGCAACCAGAAACUUUCGACCUGACAGUCUUCUUGGGGAAGGAGGAUUUGGUUAUGUUUUCAAAGGAUGGAUUGAUGAGAACACUCUUACUGCUGCAAAGCCGGGAUCUGGACUGGUUAUUGCUGUGAAGAAGUUGAAGCCUGAGGGUUUCCAAGGCCACAAGGAGUGGUUGACAGAAGUCAAUUAUUUGGGGCAACUUCAUCAUGAAAACCUGGUUAAACUUAUCGGUUAUUGCUCCGAGGGUGACAACCGGCUUUUGGUGUACGAGUUCAUGCCAAGAGGAAGCCUUGAGAACCAUCUGUUCAGAAGAGGUCCCCAGCCGCUCACUUGGGCUACAAGAAUCAAGGUGGCUGUAGGUGCUGCUAGAGGCCUUUCGGUCUUGCAUGAUGCGAAACAUCACAUAAUAUAUCGGGAUUUCAAGGCCUCUAACAUUCUUCUUGAUGGGGAAUUUAAUGCGAAGUUGUCCGAUUUUGGAUUGGCUAAAGCCGGCCCAACUGGUGAUAAAACUCAUGUAUCUACUCAAGUUAUGGGUACUCAAGGCUAUGCUGCUCCAGAAUAUGUUGCUACAGGCCGAUUGACAUCAAAAAGUGACGUAUACAGCUUUGGGGUGGUUUUACUGGAACUGCUAUCUGGACGACGUGCUGUUGAUAAAGCAAAGGUUGGUGUGGAACAAAACCUUGUUGAUUGGGCAAAACCUUAUCUGGGCGACAAGAGAAAAUUGUUCCGAAUAAUGGACACAAAACUCGAGGGUCAGUACCCUCAGAAAGCCGCAUACACUGCUGCUACCAUCGCAUUGCAGUGCCUUAAUCGAGAACCAAAACUCAGGCCGAACAUGGCUGAGGUGUUAUCCACACUUGAAGAGCUCCAAUCUCUGAAAAGUGCAUCGAGGCCUAUAAAAGGCGGGAAUCGAACUUCUUUUGAUCAUGUAUCUAUGCCGCCGAUGAAACAUCAAAAUUCGCCUCGUAAUGUGACACCUUCGGCGUCUCCAUUGCCAUCACACUUGAGAUCUCCACGCGUUAGAUGA
Fraxinus pennsylvanica is the source of this 1242-nucleotide messenger RNA. Lineage: Eukaryota; Viridiplantae; Streptophyta; Magnoliopsida; Lamiales; Oleaceae. The record is from the annotation of a GenBank genome assembly.